AUGAAGGCUGCCUUGGAUAUCUUCAACAGUGACCAGAACAUGAAGUUCAACUUGGAACAUGCGUGGAGGGAGUUUAGGCAUGAUGUGAAAUGGUGUUCCACCUAUCUGGAGAAGGACAAUGAUAAGCGCAAAACUGCGGAUACUCUGGUUGCAGAACCAAAAGAUAGACCAUUAGGGAUUAAGGUUGCGAAGGCUGCGGGUAAGAGGAAGAAAACUGGAAAAGAUGAAGAAUUAACCAAGCUUGAAGGGCUGAUGGAGAUGAAAAAGAAAAUCUCAAGGCAAAGUUUGCUUGAAAGUUUGCUUGCAAAGCCUGAGCCACUGUCUAAUAUGGAAUUAGCACUGAAAACGAAACUGUUGUCAUGA
Messenger RNA from Brassica napus (rape), 363 nucleotides. Its product is annotated as glutathione S-transferase T2-like. NCBI's taxonomy places the organism in Eukaryota, Viridiplantae, Streptophyta, Magnoliopsida, Brassicales, Brassicaceae. The record is from RefSeq and is a predicted model, not a curated record. Bases 1 to 363 code for a protein of 120 amino acids. The transcript has a single exon.